This is a messenger RNA of Ostrea edulis (European flat oyster), 2548 nucleotides long. RefSeq lists its product as uncharacterized. Lineage: Eukaryota; Metazoa; Mollusca; Bivalvia; Ostreida; Ostreidae. The transcript has a single exon. Gene Ontology annotation, cellular component: chromatin; nucleoplasm. Gene Ontology annotation, biological process: positive regulation of DNA-templated transcription. Gene Ontology annotation, molecular function: ubiquitin-protein transferase activity; zinc ion binding. The record is from RefSeq and is a predicted model, not a curated record. Bases 144 to 1820 code for a protein of 558 amino acids.
CUCCCAUACUACCCAUAGUCCUCUGCGUUUCGACCUCUGGCGGAAGUUUGCCCAAACUACCACACAAUUAAGGCACUCUCUGAACUUUGCAUAGUUGUGAAUUAUCUUUAUUUUAGAUGUGACCAACGUCUGAGAAUCAAGGAAUGGCUACUGCCACCACCCAGGCACAGGAGCUCAUCACCUGUGAUCUAAACUGUGUCAAGUCUGUCCAGCAAUUCUGUAACAGCUGCCAAGUCGGUAUGUGUGCAGACUGCAUCAACAAACAUGUCAACGACCUCAAGUCAAUGAAACAUGACAUUGUUCCCUUCACAAAGCGCACAGUCCAACUGGUGUUCCCUCAGUGUACAUCUCAUUCCCACCAGAGAUGCGAGGGUCACUGUCAACAGUGUGAUGUCCCAGUCUGCAUAAAAUGUCUUCUGGGUCCUCGUCAUAAAGGACAUGAUGUUGUGGACAUGGCAGACAUCAUUUCCAGGAAGAGAGAAAACAUUAAAAGAGAAACAGAAGAAAUCGAAAGCAGCAUUAUUUUAAAGAACAAGUCCUGUGAUGCAGAUGUUGAAAAGAAAAUUUCCAAAUCCAAGGCCCACUACUCCGAUUUAGAAAAACAAGCUAAAGAUAAAAGAAAGAAAUGGCACCUAGAAGUAGACAACAUCUUUGAUACACUUGAAUCACUGAUCCAAUCACUCAAAGAUCAAGAAAUUACCAUUCUGAAGUCAUGCCAGUCCCAACUCAGAAGUCAAAAUUCCAGUAUGACCCAAACUGUUCAAGAAAACAAAGAAAUCCUGAAGUCCAAUAAAGUGUUUGAUGUCAACCAUUACAAAUCCAAACUGACUAAAUUCAGAGCCAUUCCACAAGUACCUGAUGUAAUGUCACCCUCUCUCAAAACAAACACAGUCCAAGGGAGAGAACUCAGUCUAGAAUUAGGAGAAUACAGGGCCACACUGACACAGACAACACUAUCACUACCCAGUCUGACAGAUGAAGUCCUCUAUUUAUCUGUUAAGGAAUUAUUAAAAGAAGCCAAAGUGAUUGCAAACAUUCCAACAAAUGUCAAACCGUUACAAAGAGUAGCCUGUGUUGGAUCAGAUAGAGCUUGGAUUAGUGGAACAGACAAAAUGAUACGAUGUGUUGACAUACAUGGAACUGUUACUGACACUGUCAACAGUACAUAUAAUAAGUCCCCUUAUGACAUUACAGUGAACAGACAGGGAGAACUGAUUUACAGUGAUACCAUCAGUAGAACUGUGAACAUUGUCAGACACGGGAAGACAGAGACACUGAUCACCACACCACGGGGCUGGAAGCUAGGGGGACUGUGCUGUACUAGAUCAGGGGACAUCUUAGUCAUUAUGAAAACUACUGAUGAUCGCCAUUGCAAAAUCGUUCGUUAUCAGGGACAGAGAGUCACACAGGAAGUAGACAAAGAUGAAUAUGGCAAUCCAAUCUAUGGAGGGGGGAUAUAUGGAGUGUUUAUGACGGAGAACGACAACGGUGACAUCGUGGCUUCUGAUUCUAAUGCUGACACAGUGGUAGUGGUGGACAGGACAGGAAAAGUCCGAUUUCGAUACAACGACAAACCACCGGAGGGACAGAAACCAUUCCAUCCUGCAAAGAUAGUGACCGACUCCAUGCGUCAUAUCAUUGUGGCAGAUUUUAACAAUGCCUGUCUCCACAUUCUAGACCAGAAUGGACAAUUCAUUAAAUGUGUUGACACUUGUGGAUUAAAUGAUGGGCCUGUUGGACUGAGUGUGGACAGUGAGGGGAGGUUGUGGGUUGGGUUAUAUGAAUCAGGAGAAGUGAAAGUGAUCCAGUACAUGAAAUAAACACCCAGACAUUCGUGUACAUUGAUAUGUUAGAUGUCUGUGAUGCGUGGAUUUCCUAAACCUCACACUAAGCACAUGUAUCAAGUGUAUACAGAAAACAUAUCUGAAUAUUUUACUGAAAAUAAACGUUAAUGGCAAACUAAUAAUUCAAGGUUAUGACAAACAAUAUGACUUCAGAUUCUUCAUCAUCAAUUUCCCAAACUCAUGUUGCAGUAUUACAGUCUCCUGUAUAUUGUGUUUAUGUCUCAAGUGAUUCAUUAUGUGAUAGCAUGUUUUGUGUGUGAUCAUCUCUUACAAUGAGACAGGCUGCUUUGAUAUAAACUUUCUUUUCUCUAUCUCAAUUACAAUAUGAAUAAUCAGCACAUCGAAGUCGUUACAAAUUAUGAUCAUUAGGUGAAAUAAAUCAUGUUGAGCUUCUUUUCCCCUCUCAAUCACAGUACGCAUAUCAGUACAUUGAAAUUGCUACAAAUUAUUUGUUUUAUACAAUUAGUAGACACUAUUAGGUGAAAAAUUUCCCCUCUAUAUAAUACUUUAUUUUUAUGUAUCAUAUAUGAUCAUAUGAUCAUAUAUGAUCAGAGUUAAAAAAAAAACAAAAAACAAACAACCGACAUUUCUCACAAUGAACAUUCAAGGUAUUCUAUUUUACUACUAUCUGGUUGUAUACAAUAUCAAACUAUAUAAUCAUGUAGUAAGUACAAUGCACAUAAAAUAAACGUAGAGUUGAGACA